Molecule: messenger RNA, 1663 nt
Organism: Phragmites australis (common reed)
Lineage: Eukaryota; Viridiplantae; Streptophyta; Magnoliopsida; Poales; Poaceae
Product: momilactone A synthase-like
Exons: 3
Coding region: 526-1428 (300 amino acids)
Source: RefSeq, a predicted model, not a curated record
UAAAAAAUAUAUAUUAUUGAGGCUCAGAGGGAGUUUCACCGACUGCGAAGCGUAGUGGGCUGGAGACUGGGCUGGAUCCGCCCCUGCAUAGCUCGAUCGAUCGGUUCGUACGUCGACACCUGCGUGUUGCCAAAACGGAGCAUCAUGCACAGCGGAGUGAUAAGCCAAAGCACAUGAUGCCGUGCCAGACUGCCAGCGAAGUGAUGCCGUGCCAGACUGCCAUCGGACAACAUAGUACAGUAGCUGAUAUUGUCGUACCGAGGAAAUAGAUACUGCUGUCUGCCGCUGUCCAUUAAUCGGUAACUUUGGUUUUUUUAUAUAUUUUUUUAAAAAAACACAGCAGUGAUGGUACACUUCAGUCGUACAACACACUCAUUUCAGUCCUGAUCUACACUAAUCUUCUUUCCUGUAAUUUCACGAGAAGACUCGAAAAGUAUGCAAAAGAAAGGAUCAACGUAGUAUUAUAUAAGAAUAUCAGAGUGAAGCUAGCGGCAGGAGGUGGCAAGAACACGCAAUCCCUGCGCGAUGAUCAGAGCAGUGCACGUCGCUCUCAGGUGCAGGGGGAAGAGCAGAGCCUCGGCCACCGCCGCUCUGGUCGCGAACCACUUCUCCACGUCCUCGAAUUCCGAAAGGUUGACCGGGAAGGUGGCCGUGAUCACCGGCGCCGCCAGCGGCAUCGGCAAGGCGACCGCGAUAGAGUUCGUGAAGAAUGGCGCGAAGGUCAUCCUCGCGGACAUCCAGGACGACGCCGGCCGCUCCAUCGCCGCGGAGCUCGGACCGGGGGCGAGCUACACGCGUUGCGACGUCACGGACGAGGCGCAGGUCGCCGCGGCCGUGGACCGUGCCGUGGAGCUUCACGGCCGGCUCGACGUGCUCUACAGCAACGCCGGCGUGAGCGGGUCGAUGGCCCCGGUCCCGCUGGGCGCCCUCGACAUGGCGGAGUUCGACCGCGUGAUGGCGGUCAACGCGCGGGCCAUGGUCGCGUGCGUGAAGCACGGCGCGCGCGUGAUGGUGCCUCGCCGGAGCGGGUGCAUCCUGUGCAUGGCCAGCGUCGCGGGGAUGCAGGGCGGCGGGAUGCCCCACGCGUACAACGUCUCCAAGGCGACCGUGAUCGCGCUGGUGCGGUCGGUGGCGGGGGAGCUGGCGAGCCACGGCGUGCGGGUGAACUCCAUCUCGCCCUACAUCAUGGCGACGCCGUUAGGGAUGAGCGCCAUGGCGCAGAUGUUCCCUGGCAUGGGGGAGGAGGAGCGGAGGCGCCUGAUCGAGGAGGGCCUGAGCGAGCUGCGCGGCGCGGUGCUGGAGGCGGAGGACGUGGCGAGGGCGGCCGUGUACCUGGCUUCCGACGAGGGCAAGUACGUGAGCGGGCACAACCUUGUGGUGGACGGCUCGUACACCGCGACGAAGCGGCCGAGUGGUUUCCCGGCCUGACCACCAGUCCACCACGCCGUCAACAAGGUCCGGUGUACUCUGCAAUAAGACAUUUCCAACCGUAUUUUCUUCGUUUCUUUCCUUUUUUUAUUCCACUUCUCAUUCUCAUUCUAUUUAUUUUCUCUCAUUUCUAAUAGUUUUCUUUCGAAAGGAUUCGUGAAAUUCUCUCAUUUCUAAUAGUUUUCUUUCGAAAGUAUUCGUGGAAGAGAAGGAAAGAGAAUUUCGAUUUUGAGAA